AGCGCAAGGCCACGUCACUCCCAUGCUCAAACUGGCCUCAACCCUCCACUCCCACGGCUUCGAUCCAGUGCUUGUCACCCCGGAAUUCAUCCACCGCAGGAUCUCUCCCCCGGUGGAUAGGAAGACGGCGGAGGUGAUCACGUAUGUCCCAAUCCCGGAUGGCUCCGGCGCCAGUGAUGGCACGUCCCGCGACUUCUUCUCAGUCGAGAAGGCCAUGGAGGACAUCAUGCCGGUCCACCUCGAGCGGCUCGUGAGCGGGCUCGAUGUGUCAGACGAUGGCAUGGCGCUAAUGGUGGUCGACUUGCUGGCCUCAUACGCAAUCGAGGUGGGGAACCGGUGCAGGGUCCCGACUGUGGGGUUCUGGCCUGCCAUGCUCGCGACCUACAAGCUGGUCACGGCCAUCCCGGAACUCGUCCGAGAAGGUCACAUUUCCGAUUGCGGAUUACCACAGAAGAAGAGUGAAUUACGUCAAAAGCCCACGUUGACUACCCACGACCUGCCGUGGCUGAUCGGGCCAGUCAACGCCCGACAAGCAAGAUUCAAGUUCUGGACUCGGACUCUUCACCGGUCGGCAUCUCUCCGGUGGCUACUGGUCAACUCCUUCCCUGAGGAGGAAGAUGAAGCUCUGAUCCAGUGCUCCAUAGACCACCCGAUGAUCAUCCCCAUCGGGCCGUUGACCAGCCCGUCCCCCGUGACCAAGAAUCCUAGCCUCUGGGAAGAAGACGACACCUGCCUGACCUGGUUGAAGAAUCAAGAACCGAACUCAGUGAUCUACGUCUCGUUCGGCAGUUGGGUCAGUCCCAUGGGACGCGACCAAAUCGCCAACCUCGCCAUCUCGCUCGAGUCGACGGGGCGGCCCUUCCUGUGGGUGCUCGGGCCAUCCUGGUGCGAGGGCUUGCCGCAUGGCUUCCUGGAGAGGGUCCGCAGCAAGGGCAGGGUCGUGUCGUGGGCCCCACAGGUGGAGGUCCUGCAGGACGGCGCGGUGGGGUGCUACUUGACGCACUGCGGAUGGAACUCGACGGUGGAGGCAGUGCAGUGCGGGCGGCGGAUGCUGUGCUGGCCCGUGGCGGGGGACCAGUUUGUGAACUGCAAGUACAUCGUCGAGUCGUGGCGGGUUGGAGUGAGGCUGGGCGGGUUCAGGGAGAGGGAGGUCGAGGACGGAGUGAGGCAGGUCAUGGACGACGGCGAGAUGGGGGUGAGGUUGGCAGAGCUGAAGGAGAGAAUGAUGACGUCGAAGGCAAGCUCAAAAGCAGCGGCUAAUAUGGCAGGCUUUCUCGAAGAUCUCAGGAGAAUGGCGGAGGAUGAUUCUCUGUAGUUACUUAGCUGGAAGCUUGGAACAGUAAUCGUUUUCGUUAUAGUUGUCUUCAUAGGGUUUUGAGUUGAUCAUCUUUGUUUAAAG
Messenger RNA from Eucalyptus grandis, 1399 nucleotides. Its product is annotated as UDP-glycosyltransferase 82A1. Gene Ontology annotation, molecular function: UDP-glycosyltransferase activity. The record is from RefSeq and is a predicted model, not a curated record. The transcript is spliced from 2 exons. NCBI's taxonomy places the organism in Eukaryota, Viridiplantae, Streptophyta, Magnoliopsida, Myrtales, Myrtaceae. Bases 23 to 1315 code for a protein of 430 amino acids.